Messenger RNA from Abrus precatorius (Indian licorice), 970 nucleotides. RefSeq lists its product as uncharacterized. The coding region runs from base 4 to 762 and encodes 252 amino acids. The record is from RefSeq and is a predicted model, not a curated record. The transcript has 4 exons. Lineage: Eukaryota; Viridiplantae; Streptophyta; Magnoliopsida; Fabales; Fabaceae.
AACAUGGGUGGCGGAGGAGUUAUGAGAACGGCCGCCAAGUUCGCCGUCGCCGGAAUUAGGGGCGUCCCGCUGCCACAACCGGAGGCGUCAUGGGACGUCGACGACUGGGAAGUUCCUGACGCCGGUGAAGUAGCGGUGGAGGCCGGUGAGACUGUGCCGACGGUAGUGUUCGGCGGUGUCCCUAGUUUUCAGGAGGCCAAGGUAGCCACUACGGAACUGAAACAUGCCCUUGAUAAGAUAUACCUCUCUUCAAAUUCUGCUAAAUGCAAUGGUUCUUCUCAUUCUGAGUCGGAGAACAAAUCUCUUGUCAGUGAGGCUAUCACAAAUCCUUCACCGCCAAACCGUGCUUUACAGGCUUUUCAAUUGCUUAGUGAAAGUUCUGAGGCCCAGAGUGUUGUCGCUUCUAUUGCUUGUGACCCGAAUAUAUGGAAUGCAAUCGUGCAAAAUCCUGCUCUACAGGAUUUCUUCCAAUCACAGCACUCAGGGGGAAGUCUUGAUCAGAAAGUGGGAAUGGGAAUGGGAGUGGGAGAGUUAUCUCUUUCUGAUUCGCUCAAUAUUCUCCAUAACGUGAAGCUUACCGUGGCUGAAAUGGUAGCUAGCGUGUCAAAUUACUUUCACAAUGUGUUUGGGUUCUUAACUGGUCACAAAUCUUCAGCUAGUGGAAAUACAAAAGCAAACUUCAUGGAUCCUUUCACUAUGGGAGGAACUUUUAUGGGAUUGGCUGUGUUGGUGGUGAUGGUGAUAGUUCUGAAACGAGCUUAGUUUGCUCAACCCUCCAAUUAACUAUGACUAUGUUUUAACUUUUGCUUGAAUAAAUAAUUUAUAAGGAAAGUGCUAAAUAUGAAGUGCACUUUUGGGUACAUGAUAUGAAACUGUGCGUUACUUUUUUUACGUUCUGUUCUUACAUUCGAUAGCCAUGCAGCCAGCAUAGUGUUUUAGUCUGACUAAUUAAUAUUAAUAUGUAACGAGU